Molecule: messenger RNA, 531 nt
Organism: Gossypium raimondii (Peruvian cotton)
Lineage: Eukaryota; Viridiplantae; Streptophyta; Magnoliopsida; Malvales; Malvaceae
Exons: 1
Coding region: 1-531 (176 amino acids)
Source: RefSeq, a predicted model, not a curated record
AUGAAUCAGUUAUUGCAGCAAGUUGUAAGAACUAAUAAUGCUCCACCUAUUCCACCACCAUCUCUUCAUCCUACUACUCCGCAUCCACAGCCGUCUAUAUCUAGUCAUCGAUCUCCCUUGGAGAAAAUAAGAAAAUAUGGAGUUGAAGAGUUUAAAGGAAAGAAAUAUGAUGACCCAGCUAAAGCUGAAGAGUGGUCAGAGAAUAGUCAAAGGAUAUUUGAAGAAUUACAGUGUACAGGUGAUGAAAAGUUAAAAUAUGCAGUAUCUUUAUUAAAGGGCGAGGCUUACCAAUGGUGGACCACUGUCAUGAAUAUUCAUCCUACAGAUAAAAUUAAUUGGAAUUUCUUUGUGUCCGAAUUUAGAAAGAAAUGUGUGAAUCAACUUUAUCUUGAAAAGAAGAAAAUAGAAUUUCUGGAUUUAAAGCAGAACAACAUGUCUGUUGCUGAACACGAACGUGAAUUUAUCAGAUUGAGUAAAUAUGCCAAGGAAUUAAUAACAAAUGAAGUAGAUAUGUGCAGGAGAUUUGAAUAG